GAUUAAGAGGAAAUUUUUUGUUUUUGUCUCUUUCCCUGUAACUUCCUUAAAUUUUGUUCCUUACUGGGAUCCAACGGUACCCUAAAUUCUAGUUAAGUGUAUAUGGCAGUGAUCAUGCGCUCCAGUGCGCAUGACCAAAAUUCCCACGAAUGUCCAUCACUGCCUUUGUCGAUUCACGUUUGUCUUCUCUCUUGACUCGCCCGAAAUAGUCCGAAGUGCAUCUGCGCUCACUUCGGGCAACUUCGGAGAAUCGAGAAAGAGAGUGAGUGUCAGUUUAUCUUUCUCGACUCUCCGAAAUUUUAUGACGUCACACACUGCCCGGUGCACCGAGAGCUCCGUCUGGCAUCACUGGGUUCAACCAGUGCCCGGUUUGAUAACAUUUCUCGGGUGCCAAUUUAUGUCAAGUUAGAUACGUCUUGCUACUUCGUCUAUGUUCAAAAUAAACCGUGUAAAUUGUACACGAUGUAUGUAAAUAAAAUGUGACACGAUCUUCGAUUAAAAGCAUUAUAUCUAUAUCGCGAGAAACGUAACAAAUGCUCGGAAUACGGAAACGUAGCCUCCAAAAAGUAUUAGAAACGAGAAGUUCGUGGCAGGGAGAAAUUAUUUCGAACCAUUAGACCGCUCCCGGCAAAUAUGAAAACCGAAAUCUCUUGGAAACGUCGUUUUCUUCGGAAAAAGUUCAAGUACACGUUGAUCUGUGUUUUUAUAGUCGCUGUAAUUUUUGUUGUUCACCAGUUAUUUUAUUUCAAGCAACUUAACCAAGCAAUCGUAGGGAAAUUAAUUAGUGGCUCGGUGCGAACAUCCAAUUACAUCGUUACUGGCAAAGUGGGUUCAAAGUGGAACGAACCGUUGCAUUCCAAACACCUACGCGACAAGGAUGGUCGAAUCGUAUCGUUGCGUGGAACGCGCGAUCAGGAUAUUACCAAGUAUCUGCCAAACGCGCGUGGAAAUUUUGUUUGCUUCGCUUCAAAGGCGGAGAUAGACUUUGUUAAAAUUAAUGACAAUUAUUGUGAUUGUACCGUGGAUGGCAGUGAUGAGCCUGGCACCAAUGCAUGCAACAACGGUAUUUUUAAUUGUGAAAUCUCAUCGUCACAAUUUACAGUGAAAAUACCAUCUCACAAAGUUAACGAUGGAUUCUGUGACUGUUGCGACGGAUCCGACGAGUGGGCGGAAGUAAAAUUGUCUCACUUAAACAAUGUUUCAAGAAAAUUAAAAAAAAAUCCAAUUAUGCAAUCUGAUACAGAUUCGAAUAAAACAGUUUGGGAUCCCAUUAAUGUAUUAAAUCCUCCCACACACUACAAAUAUGCUGUAAUUAUACUGAAUCGUCCUCUUUUAUGGAAACGUGAUAUUUUAUUCAAUAUCUGGGAAAAAGCUCAGAUCAAUGUCACCGUCGAUGGUGGAACGCUUAGGUGGAUACAUUAUUUAGAAAAACAAGGUAUCGACCUGUUGAAUGAAAAAUAUAGCAAAUACGUGCCAGAUUUAAUUACCGGCGACAUGGAUAGUUGUUCUUCGGCAGUUCUUGAACAGAUGAAAUCCAUGGGUUCGAUGGUCGUUGAGACACCUGAUCAGGAUCUUACGGAUUACAUGAAGGCCUUGAUUGAGAUAGGACAAUUGAACAAGAAGGCAAAGAUGAAGUUAAAGGCAAUAUAUGUAUUUGUAGAAACUUCAGGACGAUGUGAUCAUAUUCUUGGAAAUAUUAAUACGCUAUAUAAAAGUGAUCAGUUUAUCAAAGAUGUACAGAUUAUACAAAUUGGAAAUAAUUCGUUAACGUGGCUUUUGAAACAAGGUUUUCACACUAUAAAUAUUCCUAACACUUUGGUGCAAAAUAGUAGUUCGUGCGGACUAUUCCCGAUUGGCGAGCCUGCUAAUUCCAUUACAACAACUGGUUUAAAGUGGAAUUUAAACAAUGCGACUAUGCGGUUUGGGGGUUUGGUGAGUUCUUCGAAUACUUAUACUUGUUCUAAAAUAACUAUUCAUACAGAAACGCCAGUGAUAUGGACCAUGAAUAUCGCGCCACUUAAAGAAAAUGUGAACAGUUGUGGAGAGCUUACAGUGAAUUCUGAUUGUCAUUAAAUGACAUUAUCUUUGGUAAAAUUUUUAGUUAAACUUCCGAAAAGCAUCCAUCCCCGGGGGUGCUUUUCGAACAUGCACCCGGAUUUUUGAUUUAAUAUAUUCGGUCCUGGUACUUAAAAAAGGAACAUAAAAUAAAAUAACUUUCAUCAAAGUCGUGGAAUAUUAAAUCAACGU
Messenger RNA from Colletes gigas, 2247 nucleotides. RefSeq lists its product as uncharacterized. Gene Ontology annotation, biological process: thiamine diphosphate biosynthetic process; thiamine metabolic process. NCBI's taxonomy places the organism in Eukaryota, Metazoa, Arthropoda, Insecta, Hymenoptera, Colletidae. Bases 634 to 2073 code for a protein of 479 amino acids. The transcript is spliced from 7 exons. Gene Ontology annotation, molecular function: thiamine binding; thiamine diphosphokinase activity; ATP binding. The record is from RefSeq and is a predicted model, not a curated record.